UUUUUUUUUUUUUUUUUCCCGUCAGCUCCCAGGUCCACCCCAGUGGGGACACGCUCAGGCGGCACUCCUGUCCCGUGCUCCCGCCCUCUUGCCUUUCAUUCCAGCCACCAAGAUCUUGGAAGCUUUGAAGCCCAGCAAAGAAGGGAAAUCCACUGAGAAGAGUCAGGAAAGGAAUCCCAAUCUUAAAAACAUUGAUUCAGGGACAAGAAGUUGUUGCAAGUGAUUCUUCUGAUAGAGCCAGGAAUUCACCUAUAUCUCCUUGACAAAUGAGGAAGGCAUCUUAAAACAUUUCAGAGAAGAGCACACACUCUCUUUGAAUUAUUGGAAGAGUAACAGCAGGAGAGGCAGACUGGUGCCCUGGGACAACCUGCUCGGUCACACAUCUGCAAGAACUCUCCAUCUUGCACUGAGGACCCCAAGGAGCUUUUACUGUGAGACCAUGUCAUUUAGAUUUGGCCAACAUCUCAUCAAGCCCUCUGUGGUUUUUCUCAAAACUGAACUGUCCUUCGCCCUGGUGAAUAGGAAACCCGUUGUACCUGGCCAUGUCCUCGUGUGCCCGCUGAGGCCAGUAGAGCGCUUCCGUGACCUACAUCCUGAUGAAGUGGCCGAUUUGUUUCAAGUGACCCAGAGAGUUGGGACAGUGGUGGAGAAGCAUUUCCAGGGGACCUCCAUCACCUUCUCCAUGCAAGAUGGUCCUGAAGCUGGGCAGACUGUGAAGCAUGUACAUGUCCACGUUCUUCCCAGGAAGGCAGGGGACUUCCCCCGGAAUGACAACAUCUAUGAUGAGCUCCAGAAACAUGACAGAGAAGAAGAGGACUCGCCAGCCUUUUGGAGAUCUGAGAAGGAGAUGGCUGCAGAGGCGGAGGCUCUGCGGGUCUACUUUCAGGCCUGAGAGUAACUCAAACGAUUCCCAAGGCAUAAGAAAAUGGACCCCAUUCUUCUGGAGUCUUCGACAUUGGAAAUGAAGCUAACCACUCUUUAUUGUACCCCACGACCCCACAGCCUUGUACAAAGAACUUUAUUGCAUGUGUGGAAGCCACUAGUAUUAUGCUUCCAUCACGAUGACAAAUAGGCUAGCUUCCCAAACAGUGGCAUUGACAGCCUGCCACCGUUCCUCAGUUCUGUACUUAGAAUAGUAACAUUUCCAAACUGUCCCUGAGCCUAGAUGAAAAUAAAGUGGUUGCUAAAAUAUU
Molecule: messenger RNA, 1193 nt
Organism: Mus musculus (house mouse)
Lineage: Eukaryota; Metazoa; Chordata; Mammalia; Rodentia; Muridae
Gene: Fhit
Product: fragile histidine triad gene
Exons: 11
Coding region: 440-892 (150 amino acids)
Cellular component (GO): cytoplasm; mitochondrion; nucleus
Molecular function (GO): adenosine 5'-monophosphoramidase activity; bis(5'-adenosyl)-triphosphatase activity; adenylylsulfate-ammonia adenylyltransferase activity
Source: RefSeq, a predicted model, not a curated record